CUGUCAUGUUGAUUCAACUCCAUCUCGCCUCUCUCUUCUUAAGCAUUUCCUUUUAUUCCCAUUUCCAUCUCUCUCUCUCUCUCUCUCUCAGUAUCUAUUUUCUUUCACCGUUAUCAUACUUUUAGAGUACAACCACUUCAUUUAUCAGUUACCAAAAUGAAACAUAUAACUUGCAUGAGUAGAAGUUGAAAGUUCUUGGAAAUUUCUCCCUGUUGACAAUAGAUCGAUCAGGUCCAUACUAAAUAUUAUUCCCUGAUGAAUACACGAUACUUUCUUACACUAGUGUCGCUUUGCCAUUCGAGCAUUAUUGUAUCUUUCCCACCAAUUAUUUCACCAGCAGCAGGAGAUGAAAGAAUGUCUGGCGUGGGUGGAACUAGAAACAGGUCUAUUCGGAAUAUUUCCCAUUCUUCAAUCUUAAUAAGAAUGGCCAUGAGAAUAUCAAGAUCAAGGUGGUUUAGUUUCCUAAGAAGGGUUUUCCACUACCAGAAUGGCUCAAGAUCUGAUCUUGGAUCAAAUCCCUUCAAUUCAAUGACUUGGAUGAUGAUGGAGUGCAUUGCCUUAAGUGUCCAAAUAAUUAUGGCCUCAUAUACACUGGCUGUUUCAAAGGAAGAGAAGCCAGUUUGGCCAAUGAGGAUAUGGGUGUUGGGAUAUGUCUGUGGCUGUAUUAUUAGUGUCAUGUUGCUUUACUGGCGCUACUGGGCAUUCUAUGUGAGGCAGCAAAGAGAUGAUUCUGACAUGGAGCAACAAAGAAGCCAUGAUGAAUCCAGGGCAUUGCAUGCGAUGGAGAAAUUCAGGACCGGCGUUGAGCUAUUCUAUGCCAUAUGGUUUGUGAUGGGAAAUGUUUGGGUGUUUGAAUCGCGCUUUUUGUCUUACCAUCGUGCUCCUAAACUUCACUUGCUCUGCAUCUCUCUGCUUGCCUGGAAUGCUGUCACCUACUCUUUCCCCUUCCUAUUGUUUCUAUUGUUAUGCUGCUGUGUCCCAAUUCUGAGUAGCUUUUUAGGCUACAAUAUGAACAUGGGAUCCCUAGAUCGAGGGGCUUCUGAUGAACAACUCUCCAAUCUACCCAGUUGGAAGUACAAGGAACAACCCAAAAAUGAAAAUGUGGAAUGUUGUAUAUGCUUAGCAAAGUACGGAGAUAAGGAAGAGAUCAGAGAAUUGCCUUGUUCUCAUAUAUUUCAUCUUAAGUGUGUGGACCAAUGGCUUAGAAUUAUAUCUUGUUGCCCUCUCUGCAAACAAGAACUGGAGAG
Messenger RNA from Nicotiana attenuata, 1247 nucleotides. Its product is annotated as E3 ubiquitin protein ligase RIE1-like. Lineage: Eukaryota; Viridiplantae; Streptophyta; Magnoliopsida; Solanales; Solanaceae. The record is from RefSeq and is a predicted model, not a curated record.